UUGCGUUUCUACAUUACGAUCGAGCGGUUCGUUUAGCAAAAGUUUAGCGGCCAAGAUUUUGUUGGUUUGCGGUUGCGGCUACCGCGCCAGGGACUGCGUUUGGGGGCUUGGGAUUCCUAUGUGUGUGUUGUUUUGGAAUCUGAAGUGAGGCUGAUGCUGAGGUUGAGUUUGAGUUUGAGGCGGCGUCUCUAAAUUGAAGCCACUUAAUGUGAAUUAGACGGCGGAGGCAUUGACAAAUCCCUAUCUCCGACGUGUUGUAAAUCGGGGAAAAUCGCUGCUCGACAGUGCCUGCCUCCAGGUCGCACUCAGUUACCUACAACAAUAACAGAUACUCAAGAUGGGACAUCGACAUUCCCCAGUCCUCCUAGUGCUGCUCUGCUACAGCUGCUCCUGCGCCUACGCGCUGAGUCUGCCCAACAUCACAGCGUCAGAGGCUGCCGCUAUUGGCGGCCUAAUACUGCCCCCACUGGUAGUGGGCCCCAGCACCAGUGGCAGCAACAGCAGCCUGAUCGGCGGCGCUGGCGGCCUGGCAGUGGGCAUUCCUGCCGCAGCUGAAACGGGCGUAGGAGCCACCGGCUUGGGUGGCAACCAAGUGGGUGGCAGCAGCGGUGGCAGCAGCAGCGGCGGCCUCAGCGGCAGCGGCAACAACUCCGCCAUGGUGCAGGCGCCCAAGGAGAAGCUGUACGAAAAGUGUACGGGUCCUGGUGAUCCGGGGCCAUGCAAGCAGUACAUCUACAAGUGGCGCUACGAGCCGACAACCAACGAGUGCACCAACUUCAUUUGGGGCGGCUGCGAUGGCAAUCCCCAGAAUCGUUUCAGCACCGAAGCAGAGUGUCUGUUUCACUGCAUUGGUGGACCGCACACAUUGCCACCUUUUCUGCAGUCAACCACUCGAGAGCCCAGCACCACGGAGAAUUCGCAGCUCAUUGGCUCAGUGUACACCCAGAGUCCGGCACAGGCGGCGCUGGAUGAGGAUGGCAGAACGGGCGAUGGCACCACCCCUGUGCCCAUUGAGCAGCGCGGCCCUGAGCUGACGUUUGCCGAGACAGGCCAAGGCAAAACUUUCGUUUUUGCCAAGAACAACACGUUCAUCCAAAUGGACGGCGACAUCAUACAGACAUUUCAAUUAAGACUUUGCCGUGAGAUUUCAUUUCAAUUCCGCACUCGACUGCCGCACGGCCUGCUCGUCUAUCACAACGUUAAGAAUCCGGAUCGCAUUAAUUUGGACCCCUAUGCACUCUAUGUGAUUGUGGAGAAGGGCCAACUGAAGGUGGUCCAUGUCUUUGGCAAGCAUUCAACGAGUGUCACUGUGGGCGAGAGUCUGAAUCGAGAUGAAUGGCACAGUGUGAUGGUGCGCAUCGAUGUACAUGGGGCAAGAUUAAUUGCACGCGUCGACAAUAGUCAGGAGGAGGUCUAUCUGAAAGGACUGAAUCACGAGUAUAACUAUGGCGUCUCCACGAAUCUGCCGUCGGUUGUGCUCGUUGGAGGCCUUUCGUCGGAGGAGAAACUGCACGGCGUAAAGUACAUUACGGAAUCCUUUGUGGGCUGCAUACGCAACGUGGUGCUGAGCUCUGGCAAGGCGGCCUCUGAUCUGCUACCCAUUGCCCCGCUGGUGGCCACCAAGCAUGAGAACGUCAACGAGGGAUGCUUCGAUAUGUGCGACUCUCGCCACAAUUUGUGCUUUGUUGGCUCCCGUUGCAUCAACCACUAUGGUGGCAUCUCCUGCGACUGCUUUGGCACCCACUACGAGGGCGAACACUGCGACAUCUAUACGGCCACCAUAAUCACGUUGCGUGGUGCCAGCUAUGUGUCCUAUCGUAUCUACGACUGGAAGGAUCGCGUGCACUCCUCCACGAUGCGCAUCAGCCUGAUGUUUCGCACGAACUUUGAUGAUUCGGCGUUGUUCUAUGCCAGCGGUGAGUCACUGAAGCAUCAGUAUAUAGCGGCGGCCAUCAAAAACCAAUCGAUCCAUGUGGAAAUGGACUUUGGUGACCAUGUAAUGGCCACUGUGCUCACGGAUGAUCUGACGCGUGGCUACUGGCACAAUCUCACCAUACUCCAUGAGCAGCGCACGGUGAGCAUUAUCCUCGAUCAGCAGCAGAAGGUGCUCGAGCUGCCGGCCACGACGAGUGGCAAUUUGCUUUUCGAUCCGGAGAUUUACUUUGGCGGCGGCCCCGAGCUGCACAAGAAGAAGGGUUUGGCAUCGCACAACAAUUUUGUGGGCAGCAUGAAGUAUGUCUACUACAAUGACAUUUCCAUACUGUACGAGCUGCAGCGAGGCAAUCCCAAGAUGCAUUAUCAUGGUGUCCUGGAGGCAGAGUUUCUGGAGAACGAAGUGAAUGUCAUACCCAUAACAUAUCCCUUUGCGACGUCACACAUUUGGUGGCCCAUAAAUCACGCCGAAGAAUUUAAUAUUAAAUUCGAUUUCCGCAGCAGUCGGCCAGGCGCUGUGCUGGCCUACAGUGACGUAACGACCAGUGCCGGAAAUGGCUUCUGGGAGAUACGUCUCACAUCGGACAAACUAAGCUUCGAUCUGGUGCCCGAUGUGAACAACAAUGUGACCCAUUCGACGACCAUCAAAAUCAAUCGUGCCACCUCCUGGCACAGCGUCGAGGUGGACUAUAAGCUGGGCGAGAUCCGGUUCACGGUUGACUAUCGGCACACCCUCAGCCAGAUGUUCGGGCUGACCUUUAACAUUGGCGACAAACUCAUCAUUGGCAGCAGCUUGAAGUCAGCGGCCAUGGGCCUGGUGGGCUGCAUACGUGACAUUGAGAUCAAUGGCCAUCUGAUUGAGCCACGGCAUGUGGUCAAGACGGAGCGUGUGGUGGGCGAGGUGGCGCUGGAUAAUUGCAAUUACAUUGAUCCCUGCAAGCGGCCCAAUACCUGCGAGCAUGGUGGCAAGUGUUUCGUCAAGGACGAUCGCGUCACCUGCGACUGCAAGCACACGGGCUACAUCGGCAAGAACUGUCACUUUACGAAGUAUCGCAAGACCUGCGAGGAGCUGGCGCUGCUCGGCUUCACCAAAUCGGAUGUCUACCUCAUUGACAUCGAUGGCAAUGGGGUGUUUCCGCCGGCGCAUGUCAAGUGUGAUUUUCAGAGCCUGGAGAAUGCCACCAAGACAAUUGUCGAGCACAAUCUGCCCAGCCAGGUGGAUGUGCGGUCUGCCCGGGAGUCGGACUUUAGCUUUAACAUUCGCUACCGCGAAUUCUCGCCGCAUAUGCUGCAGGAGCUCAUCUCGCACUCGCUCUACUGCACGCAGUACAUCAAAUACGACUGCUACCGGGCCCAGCUGGAGCUUCAUUCGGCCACCUGGUUCACGUCCUCGGCCAAGAAUCUCACUGUGGAUUUCCUUGGCAAUGUGAAGAGAGGCGCCUGCCCUUGCUCGGUUAACAAGACGUGCGUGGAUCCGAAUCAAUCAUGCAACUGCGAUGUGAAGGAGAACAAAUGGAAUUCGGAUGAGGGCUACUAUCAGGAUCCGCCCAGUUUGGGCAUCACCAAUAUGUACUUCCUGCAGCAAAAGGAUCUGGACGAUGACUCCCAAGGGCGCAUCACGCUCGGACCACUGGAAUGUGUAGAGACAAAUACACAGAAAUACGUGGUCACCUUCACCACAUCGCAGUCGUAUAUCGAGGUGCCGGGCUGGCGCAAGGGCGACAUUGCCUUCUCGUUUCGCACCACCGGGGAGAAGGCCAUACUGCUGUUCCAGCCACCGAUACGUGCCCACUAUCCAUCGUUCAUGGUGGCCCUCACUGGCGAUGACCAGCUCACGUUCACCUUUACGCUGAGCACGGGCACGACGCGGGAGUUGGUCAUUAACUCGCACCGCCGGCUGAAUGGCGGCGAAUGGCAUAAAAUAUGGAUCGACUACAACCAGUAUCAUGUGCGCUUCAUGAUAAACACCGAUUACCAGAUGCUCGAUUUGCUGCCCGAGGAGGAGUUUGGUCCAUUCGAGGGCAGCAUGUACAUUGGCGGCGCCACAUUCGACCUGCUCAAGAAGCUGUCCGUUAAGGCUGGCCUUAUUGGCUGCUUCCGUGGCUUGGUGGUCAAUGGUGAGAUACUCGACAUCUACAGCUACAUGUCAGUGCACCUGUCGGAGAUUAUUAAGGACUGCAAGCCAUCCUGUGUGCCAUCGCCCUGUCGCAACGGUGCCCAGUGCAAGGAGCUGUGGAGCAGCUUCAAGUGUGUUUGCAACAAUCCCUGGGCACACAUCGGCGAGUUCUGUGAGACAAACAUCAACGAGAAGGCGCUGACCUUCAUCAACAGGGAGUCCUUUUUAAUGCGCAACUAUCUGAGUGUGGGCGCCACACCGGCCAUCCUGAUGCACGGCCUGGAGGGUGAACGGGAUGUACUCAAGGGCAUCCUGCAUCAGAAUUUGCUCAUCAAUCUACGCACCUACGAUUCCAAUGCGCUGGUUGUCUAUGCCAACGAUCAUUACAACAAUUUUGUGCAUUUGUACAUCAGUCAGUACCGGGAGAUUGUUUUCCUGUACAACUACGGCGAUGAGAUUGUGAAUCUGACACUGCUCGACGAUACGCUGAUGGCCUCGAAGAGCCUGAAGAGCAUCCAGGUGGCCAUCAUACGCGGCGAGCAGGAGACACGCAUGCAUGUGAAUCAGCGGAGUGUGAGCAUCGAUCGUGGCACGCUGCUGCUGGAUGAAUAUGCCAACAAGCCCUGGAGCAACCCGGAAAAGGAGGUUCUGUCGCCGCAUCGCCCGCCCGCACCGCCCACCGAAUACUUUCAAUUCCAUGUCGGCGGCUACGAUCCAGCGAAUUUGCUGCGACCCACCAAUGUGGAUGCACCGCCACUGGAGGGUUACAUUGGCUGUGUGCGAGGACUGAAAAUUGGUACGCAGUUGAUCGACUUGGCGGAAAUCAAUGAAAGGAAUAUAGCGCCCAUCCAGGAAGGUGUUCUGCCCAAUUGCCAAAUCAAAUGCGACGCGGAACCGUGCAAGAAUGGCGGCAUUUGCCAGGAACACUUUGCCGAGCAGCUCUCCACGUGCGACUGUGAGCACACCAGCUUUCUGGGCGAAUUCUGUUCGGAGGAGAAGGGCGCCGACUUCAGUGGCGAGUCCACGCUGCAGCGCAAGUUCGAGCUGCCCGCCUCGGGCCGCGUUAACUAUGUGCGCCUGCAGCUGGCCUUCUCGUCGUUCGACCUGAGGCGUGCCAAUCGCAUUAUGCUGCUGCUGCAGACGGCAGCGGAGCGCAGCUACUACCUUUUGCUGGCCAUCACCUCGGACGGGUACCUGCAGCUGGAGGAGGAUCGCGAACAGGGCCAAACGGUGGGCGCUCGCAUCGAUCGGAGUUUCCUGAACAGCGCCCGCCACUCGGUCUACUACGUGCGCAACAGCACUCAGGCGCAGCUCUACAUCGAUCGCGAGCAGGUGCCCCUCACGGAGUUUGCCGCUCGAGUGCUGACGACCAGCGGCGAGGAGGGUGCGAAUCGCGUACAGAUCGGCGGCAUCAACAGCACGGACUCGCGGUUUGCCGUCUUCAAGAGCUACAGCGGCUGCCUGUCGAACAUCUAUAUACAGGUGAACGGGCAUGUUAUGAAGCCACUCGAGGAGUAUAUGCUGUUCACAAAGUCGGGUGCGGACAACAUAACCGUCAUCAAUCCGCAGGGCGUACGCAGUGCCCAGUGCAAUGCCAAAUUCGAUGUGAGCGAACAGCCCACCCAGGAGCCGAUGGUCAAUGUGAGCAUGAUACCUGAGCCUUGGGUGGAGGAGCCACCGCAGCGAGUGCCCUACAUAGCCAGAUUCGUGUACGAUGAGAGCAAGAAGGAGGACUCCACGCAGGUCGUAUUCCUCACGUUGACCAGCGUGUUUGUCAUCAUUGUUGUGUGCUGCCUGCUCGAGGUGUAUCGCAGCCAUUUGGCCUACAAGAAGCGCAUCGAACGCGAGACAGACGAGGAUAUUAUUUGGUCAAAGGAGCAGGCAACCAAAAUGCACGAGUCGCCAGGUGUUAAGGCUGGCCUGCUGGGCGGCGUUACAGCCGGUUCGGGCAACGGCCUGCCGCCCUAUACCUACAAGGCGCUGCCGCAAGAGGACAAGAAGCCCGGCAAUGGCGCCCCCUUGGUGGGCAUCUUGAAGAAUGGCAGUGCGACGGCCUCGCAGCCUGACGCAGCCAGCAAAAAUGGAGACAUUGCCACGCGCGUCAUCGAUGAGGUGCGUGAGGAGGAAGAGGAGGAUGAAGAGGACGCCUCCUCCGCGCUCUCGAAAGAGGAGACACAAAAGGAUGCGGCUGAAGCAACUUCCACAGCGGAGCCAACGCCAGAGGACACUGCGGCUGCUGUCUCGGGGCCAACUGAGUCCGUGGCCGAGUCGCCGGCAGUGCCGCCGCCUGCUGCUGCUGCCACACCGAAUGGCCGGCUGGAGGCAGAGGUGGAGGUGGAGGUGGUCGUCGUCCCACCAUUACCGCCGCCCACCCGCAUUUGUAUGUGUCCCAACCCCAACCCCAACACGCCGCACCCCCACCUGACCAUUUUCAUGCCCAAUCUCUCGCAGUCAGCGCAGGCGGAGCAACAUGAUGAAGAGCAGCAUCAACAGCAGCAACAUGAAGACCCGCAAGAAGAGCAUCUACAUAAAGAGGAGCAACAGCAGAAGCCGCCGCAACGAGCAAAAUCCCGCCACAAAGCACCCGAUGACACAGGGCAUCCCUUUGAUGUCGAUGCCACAAAUGCCAAUGCGACAACACAGUCCACAGGGCGGUCCACAAUGCCCCCAGCUAUGGCAACAGCAACAGCACCCGUACCAGUCCUACCCCCACCACCACCACCACCGUCACGACAUCGCACGAAAGCGCUGCCGCUGCUCUAUCUGGUGGGUGGGGCGCUGCAGCAGCGGCAGUUCGCGAAUCCAAUUAGUUACUUGGGUGGACCGCGACUGCAGCCGCGCAGUAAUCGCAACAGCAUCGAGUCGAUAUUAUCGCUGGAUUAGCUCUGCUGGGACUCGAGCUAAUCGCACACACCUCCAACAGCAAGGCCUUUUACUUACGUAUCACCUCUAGUCUAGUGCUAGUUAGUGCUCUAGUUAGUUAGUUUAUCAAUUUUAUAGUUAGCGAAUGUUGAACAAAUUGUUGCUAUAAAUUAAAGGAAUUGUUAUUGAUAA
Drosophila guanche is the source of this 7102-nucleotide messenger RNA. RefSeq lists its product as uncharacterized. The transcript is spliced from 21 exons. Bases 338 to 6931 code for a protein of 2197 amino acids. NCBI's taxonomy places the organism in Eukaryota, Metazoa, Arthropoda, Insecta, Diptera, Drosophilidae. The record is from RefSeq and is a predicted model, not a curated record. Gene Ontology annotation, molecular function: serine-type endopeptidase inhibitor activity.